Molecule: messenger RNA, 3168 nt
Organism: Empidonax traillii (willow flycatcher)
Lineage: Eukaryota; Metazoa; Chordata; Aves; Passeriformes; Tyrannidae
Product: protocadherin-1-like
Exons: 4
Biological process (GO): homophilic cell-cell adhesion
Cellular component (GO): plasma membrane
Molecular function (GO): calcium ion binding
Source: RefSeq, a predicted model, not a curated record
AUGCACUUGAUUUGGCCAGUGCAGCCGCAGCAGCAGCCCCAGCGCGGCCGAAAUGCGGAUCCCUUUGAGCGCAGCCCAAAGGCGGCUGCAGUGCUGCGGCGGCGCCUCCGGGUGUCGCUGUUGGCCGCCGCCGAGCGGCGCUGGAGCCGCAGCCGCCGCCGCCGCAGCGUCCUGCCCCCGCAGGCUGCUCGCUCGCCCGGCCAGUGGCGGCCAGAGCGGCAGCGGCACGGGCAGCAGAGGCGAGAGGCGGCCAGAAGGCGCGGGCCGGCCGGCGGGCGAGCGCUGCUGCUGCCCGCUGUGCUGCUGUGCCUGUGCUGCCGGGCGGCGCCGGAGCGGCUCCGCUACGCCAUCCCCGAGGAGCUGCCCACAGGCUCGCUCGUGGGGCCGCUGGCGCGGGACCUGGGGCUCAGCCCGGACGAGCUGCCGGCACGCAAGCUGCGGCUCAGCGAGGAGAAGCAAUACUUCACUGUGAACGAGGAGAACGGGAACCUGUACGUGAGCGAGAGGCUGGACCGGGAGGAGCUGUGCGGUGAGUCGGCGUCCUGCUCUGUCAGCUUCGAGGCGCUGGUGCACAACCCGCUCAAUGUUUUCCACGUUGAGGUGACUAUUAAGGACGUGAAUGACAACUCUCCUACCUUCAGGAAGGCUGCUCUGGAACUCGAGAUCGGUGAAUGGACACUUCCGGGUGCUCGUUUUCCCCUGGAGAUGGCCCGAGAUGCAGACGUGGGCAGCAACUCUCUGCUGACUUACCAGCUUAGCAGCAACCCGUCCUUCUCUCUGGCCAUGAAGGAGAACCCGGAUAGAAGCCAGCAGCCGGAAUUAGUGCUAGAGAGAGCGCUGGAUCGGGAGAAGCAGAGUUCCUUUGAGCUGGUGCUGACGGCAGUGGAUGGUGGAGACCCCGCGAGGUCUGGGACUGUUCAGGUUCGCAUCAACGUGACGGAUGCAAACGACAACCCGCCCGUGUUCAGCAAAACUGUCUACGAGUCGCGAGUGGCGGAGAAUCUGCCGACGGGGUCGCUGGUGCUGCAGGUGCGGGCCACGGAUGCGGACGCGGGAUCCAAUGGGCGCGUCUCCUACUCGUUCGGCAACGUCCCUGAUGCGGUCAGCGCUUUAUUUUCUGUCGAGAGCGAGAGCGGUGAGGUCAGGACAUUGGGUCCCCUCGACUUCGAGGAGAAGAGUAAAUACAGCUUCAGCCUGGAGGCGACGGACGGAGGCGGGCUCACCGGUCACUGUCAAGUGCAGAUAGACAUCAGAGACGAGAACGACAACGCGCCCGAGAUCACGAUUCUGUCCCUGUCGAGCCCCGUGCCCGAGGACGCUCCAGCCGGCACCGUGGUGGCCCUGCUGAAAAUUCGGGACAGAGACUCCGGCGAGAACGGUGAGGUGUCGUGCGAGCUGUCGGGAGAGGCGCCGCUGUCGAUCGUGGCGUCGUCGGGCGGCUCGUACAAGGUGGUGACGGCGAGCGCGCUGGACCGCGAGCAGGCGUCCGAGCACCGCGUGACGGUGGUGGCCCGGGACCGGGGCAGGCCGGCGCUUGCCGGGAGGAGGCUGCGGGCGCCGCUGUUGACCGAGAGGAGCGAGAGGAAGGUCGGAGCGCUGCAGCCCCGCCCGCUGCGGACCGGCUCGAUCAUCCUCUCACUCACUGUCUCGGCGGCCGAGCGGUUUGCGAACGUUCCCCCGGUGCGGAGCCGAGCUCCAGCGGUGCGGAGGGGCGGGAGGCAGAGGCCGAGAGCGGUGAGCAGGUGUGAAAACCGGAGUCGGAGCGCGACCUGGAUCGACGAUACUGCAGUGGAGAUGUGCUCUGCGGGGAGGCGCUGGGACCGGCGGCAGCGAGUCCUGCUCUGGGGCGUUCUGCUGGCGGCCUGGGAGGCGGCGUGGGGGCAGCUGCGCUACUCGGUGCCCGAGGAGAUGCCCAAGGGCUCGUUCGUGGGCGACGUGGCCAAGGACCUGGGGCUGCAGCACUUGGAGCUCGGCGACCGUGGAGUCCGUAUCCUGGACAAAGGUAGGACACAGUAUUUCACCCUGCAUGAAAAGACAGGACAUUUAGUGAUUGCCGAGAGGAUCGACAGAGAGCAGCUGUGCCGGCUGGUGGAGAAAUGCGUGCUGCGCUGUGAGCUGAUAGUGGAGGGGGAAAUGAAGGUUUAUGAAAUCCAAGUAGAAAUCACGGAUAUUAACGACAAUACGCCAAGCUUCCGACAGUCAAAGAAAGAACUGAGACUGAGUGAGACAACAGCCCCGGGGUCGCGGUUUUCCCUGGCCGAGGCUCAUGACCCAGACUUGGGACAGAAUUCCCUGCAGAGCUACGAGCUGAGCGGCGACGAGCACUUCUCGCUGGCCGUGCAGACGGGCCCCGGCGGGGAUCAGCGUCCCGAGCUGGUGCUGGCAAAGGCACUGGACCGGGAGGAGGCGGCGUUCCACGAGCUGGUGCUGAGGGCGAUCGACGGCGGCGAUCCAGCCCGGACGGGCACGGCGCGGAUCCGCGUGACGGUGCUGGACGCGAACGACAACGCGCCCGUGUUCAGCCAGGCGGAAUACACGGUGCGUGUGGCGGAGGACGUGCCCGUGGGUUCCGUCCUCGUCACUGUCACGGCAACCGACCCUGAUGAGGGAUUGAAUGGGCAAGUGGAAUAUAGUUUCCAGAGAAUCUCAGACCGAGAGUCAGAACUUCUUUAUCUGGACUCCGAGACAGGAGAAAUAACUGUCAAGAAAGACUUGGAUUUCGAGGAAAUCUCCUCUCAUGAAUUGGAAGUGCAGGCACGUGACGGAGGAGAGCUCUCCAACACGGCCAAAGUUUUUAUCACUGUUACAGACGUCAAUGACAACGCACCCGAACUGACAGUGUCGUCCAUUGUGAGCGAGAUCUCAGAGGACGCCCCAUCGGGGACUGUUGUGGCCCUGCUGCACGUACACGACAGAGACUCAGGGGCCAACGGCGAGGUGCGCUGCUCCCUUGACGGAGACGUCCCGUUCCGCCUGGAGCACUCGCAGGGCAGCUACUACCGCGUGGUGACAGCGAGAGAGCUGGACCGGGAGCAGCAGUCGGAGUACAACGUGACGGUGCGGGCGUCCGACGGCGGGUGGCCGGCGCUGCAGAGCAGCAGGGUGCUGGCGCUGCGGGUGCUGGACGUGAACGACAACGCGCCGGUGUUCUCGCAGGAGCGCUACAGC